Leptinotarsa decemlineata (Colorado potato beetle) is the source of this 898-nucleotide messenger RNA. RefSeq names its product cyclin-dependent kinase 20. Gene Ontology annotation, cellular component: nucleus. The record is from RefSeq and is a predicted model, not a curated record. Gene Ontology annotation, biological process: protein phosphorylation. Lineage: Eukaryota; Metazoa; Arthropoda; Insecta; Coleoptera; Chrysomelidae. Gene Ontology annotation, molecular function: protein serine/threonine kinase activity; ATP binding.
CAACGGUUUUGAAAUGUUGAUGUAAACAUAACCUCUAAAUCGUAGUUUAUGUUCGAACAUGAAUAACUAUAAAUUAUUAGGUCGUGCCGGUGAAGGUGCUCAUGGAUUUGUUUUCAAAGGCAAAGACCUGAGAAAUGAAUCGAUCGUAGCGUUGAAAAAGAUUACGGUUAACCCAAAUUUGGGUAUCCCAAAAAGUGUAAUGAGAGAAAUAUGUGCCUUGCGGGUACUGAAAUACAAAAAUAUUGUGAAACUAUUUGAAGUUAGCUGUGUUGGAAGCUCUGUUGUUCUAGUCAUGGAGUAUUUGCCUUGGUCUUUAGCCGAUCUGCUGAAAACUCAUGAAAUCAAUCUGAGUCUCGCCCAAAUCAAAAGUUACACUAGAAUGGUAUUGAAUGGAGUAAACUUCAUGCACCACAAUCAUAUCAUGCACAGGGACUUGAAACCGGCUAAUUUGCUGAUAAGUCGGAAAGGUAUUCUAAAAAUUGCAGAUUUUGGACUUGCCAGAAUCUACGAUAUGGACAAAUCUAGACUUUAUUCACAUCAAGUAGCUACCAGGUGGUAUAGAGCACCUGAACUUCUUUAUGGGUCAAGAUCUUAUACUCUUUCAGUAGAUAUAUGGUCAGUGGGAUGUAUAAUUGCCGAAAUGAUCAGCAGACAACCUCUAUUUCCGGGAGAAACAGACAUUGAACAAUUAGCAAUCGUUCUGAGUACUCUGGGCACCCCUAAUGAAAGAGUCUGGCCAGGGCUCACUCAGUUGCCAGAUUAUAAUAAGAUAGCAUUUUCACCAAGUGUUCCUAAAAGUUGGAGCAUAAUUCUGCCAAUGGCUGAUGAUGCCACAUUACAGCUCAUCAGUAAAAUGCUGAUUUAUGAUUAUUCCCGAAUUAACCAGGUAUUCGUCUGA